Molecule: messenger RNA, 1847 nt
Organism: Schizosaccharomyces octosporus yFS286
Lineage: Eukaryota; Fungi; Ascomycota; Schizosaccharomycetes; Schizosaccharomycetales; Schizosaccharomycetaceae
Product: F-box protein Pof7
Exons: 1
Coding region: 547-1617 (356 amino acids)
Biological process (GO): SCF-dependent proteasomal ubiquitin-dependent protein catabolic process
Cellular component (GO): SCF ubiquitin ligase complex
Molecular function (GO): protein binding
Source: RefSeq, a predicted model, not a curated record
UAUAACUACAAAGUAUUUAGAAGUAUAUAAAUGCCUUCGAUUGUUAUUUUGCACUAUUGGUAUAUAUAUAUUGAUCACUAGACUAGACGAACAACAUCCAUUUUAAAGCAAAAUUAUUUUAUCAGCUUUGAUAUAGGUAAUUUCAUGCCAGUCAUUUGAGGAAACCAAUUAAUUUAUUAACUAAAAGAACAAAUUCUUGUUCUUUUAGUUUAAAUAAACUAAGGAAUUAUGACAGAAUCUCUUAAAGCUGAUACUUCAUGAGCUUAUAAUCUCAAGGUUGAAUAUCUUCGGCGCCACUCUCAUUUGUUCUCAUUGUGUUUUACCCCAAUAUCUUGCAUUCUGCAUAAAAAAGAGAGAAAUAGCAAGAAGUCUAUUUAACAUGAAUUAACUUGAAUUUUAAAAAUUCAUUUUUGAACUUACUUGGAAUGGAGUCCUCUAAGAUUGCUUUUACAAUUGGAGUUGUAUUAAAUACGAUUGUGCAUUUUUGAGAAACGGCUAUAAUUUGAUUAUCAUUUUGAAGUUUCAAGUCUAAAUUUUUUGGUCUAAAUGGAAGAUAAACGUUUAUUACACAACCUUGAAGAAUGCUCAGAUAAUGACAUUCUCAAGAAAGCUCUACUUCAUUAUAGAGAAGCGGUUGAAUCUGAGAAGCAAGGUGAUAUUGGCAACUCUUUAAACAGAUAUCGUCUGGCUCAUAAAGUUCAUGAGGACGUAGAGGUGAUUUAUCGUCGAAUAGAGCGCUUAGCAAUUCAAAAUAAUAAGGAGCAGAACGAAGAAGAUCGUAGGUUACUUUCUGAAAAAGAAAUAAAUAAUAGCAGUGAAGAAGAUGAGCUAUCAAAUGGUUUAACUCAGCUCUCCGUGGCACCUCCUUUCAUACUCAAACUUCCGGAUGAGGUCUUGCUUCUCAUAGUGGAGCAGUGUUUUGAGAACUUGAAUGACUUAUCAAAUCUUCCUCGUAUAGCACGAAGUUGCAAAUUACUUGCAAAAGCGUGUCGAGCAGACUCUCUUUAUCGCCGAUUUUGUUAUUUUAGUUACCAACUGAACGAAUGGCAACAAACAAAAGAAAGUAUAGAGGAGGAGCUAUCUUCUACAUAUCAUCAAAGCUGGAAGGAGAUGUAUUUAAAAAAACCUCGAAUUCGAUUUGAUGGCUGUUAUAUUUCAGUUUGCAGGUACUUUCGCCCGGGAACUAGUGAUACCAGUUGGAAUCAACCUAUCCAUUUAAUAUCUUAUUAUCGUUAUCUUCGAUUCUACCCGGAUGGAACUUGUAUGGUUUUCCGAAGCAAUACGGAACCGAAUCUCAUUGUUCGAACCUUCGGUAGGCACCAAUCUUCUUUUUUCGUACCUUCUUCUUCGAAUCCUGCUUUUAGUAACGGAGAAGUUGCGUGCAUGGCUACAUGGUCUAUGUCUCCGGCUGGCCAACUUUUGCUUUCACAUCCCGCUGGCGGGCGGGCCUAUACAUACGCGCAAAGCUUGCAAGUUAAAGGAAAGCGUUUGAAGUGGGUUUCUUUUUAUGCCGUUGACAAUGAAAUGUUUGAGACGAGUGAAUUUCCUUUAACACAUCAUCGUGACUACAUUUUCUCCCGUGUCUACAAUUAUACCUCAGAAAAAGUUGAGCCAUAGGUAAAGAAGUAGGUAUACUUUUGUUCUUCACCCGAGCAUUAUUGAUCGUGAAUUUCAAGAGGUCGCAUUAUAAAGUUGGCGAUAGACUUAAAUGGCUAUAAAUUUUACUAAUGAAAGCUAGAGAUAAAACUAUACUAUUUAGGAACAAUAGCAUAGCAACUAAUUAUGAUUAGAAGAGUAAAUUUCAUAGUGCGUAAUACAUAAACAAACGGGCAUAAACGAAAUAAAAC